CCCUGACGCAGCCUUCAGAUGGUCAAGGUCUUCCUCUUCUUCCUGAGCCCUUGGGAAACUCAACCUCUGGAGAGUGCCUACUGUUAGAAGCUGAAGGGAUGUCAAAGUCAUACUGCAGUGGGACGGAACGGUUGAGUUAAGGGAUGGCUUUCACAGAGCAUUCACCGCUGACCCCUCACCGUCGGGACCUCUGUAGCCGCUCUAUCUGGCUAGCAAGGAAGAUUCGUUCAGACCUGACUGCUCUUAUGGAAUCUUAUGUGAAGCAUCAGGGCCUGAACAAGAACAUCAACCUGGACUCUGCGGAUGGGGUGCCAGUGGCAAGCACUGAUCAGUGGAGUGAGCUGACCGAGGCAGAGCGACUCCAAGAGAACCUUCAAGCUUAUCGUACCUUCCAUGUUUUGUUGGCCAGGCUUUUAGAAGACCAGCAGGUGCAUUUUACCCCAACCGAAGGUGACUUUCAUCAAGCUAUACAUACUCUUCUUCUCCAAGUCGCUGCCUUUGCAUACCAGAUAGAGGAGUUAAUGAUACUCCUGGAAUACAAGAUCCCCCGCAAUGAGGCUGAUGGGAUGCCUAUUAGUGUUGGAGAUGGUGGUCUCUUUGAGAAGAAGCUGUGGGGCCUAAAGGUGCUGCAGGAGCUUUCACAGUGGACAGUAAGGUCCAUCCAUGACCUUCGUGUCAUUUCUUCUCAUCAGACUGGGAUCCCAGCACAUGGGAGCCAUUACAUUGCUAACAACAAGAAAAUGUAGCAGUCCGUUCUCUUCCUUGCUUUCUCUUCUAAUGGAAUAUGCGUAGUUCCCUGGGGCCUCGCUCUCCCAUCUUAAAUUUCUAAAACGGUUAAGACUACAGGCAUUUUCUUUCUUUUUUCUCUGACCACCUGCAGCCUGUUGAAGGACUACAGGCAUUUUCAUCAAGUAGCAUUGGAGACUUACACAAAUGGGCAUACAAGUUUAGCCCGGGGGGUGUGAUUGUGUGUGCGCGUGCAUGUGCUGCAGGUGUAAGAGAGUGGGAGCAGGGACAACGUCCUUCCACUUCAGGGUUCUAACCUUUCUAACCCACUAAGUAACCUCUACAGGCAUUUAACAGCCUUACAGACAGAAUAUACCUAUGUUAAUUCUAGUUCUGGAUGACUCGGUCUGAGAAGAUUCAAUUUAAAAUCAGACUCUUUGUUUGAUUUAAACUCUUAGAGAAUAAGAAUAAUAAUGGCUAACUUUUAUUAUCUUCUAUAUUAAGGCAAUAUGCCAAGGGUCUUUUUU
Messenger RNA from Symphalangus syndactylus (siamang), 1253 nucleotides. RefSeq names its product ciliary neurotrophic factor (gene CNTF). Gene Ontology annotation, biological process: ciliary neurotrophic factor-mediated signaling pathway; astrocyte activation; positive regulation of tyrosine phosphorylation of STAT protein. Gene Ontology annotation, cellular component: axon. NCBI's taxonomy places the organism in Eukaryota, Metazoa, Chordata, Mammalia, Primates, Hylobatidae. Gene Ontology annotation, molecular function: ciliary neurotrophic factor receptor binding; cytokine activity; growth factor activity. The record is from RefSeq and is a predicted model, not a curated record.